CAGUGCAUUGCGUGAUGUUAUUCUUAAAAUAGUGUUCUGAAGAUAAAUCAAUGAAUAUUAAGAAUAUAUUGAUUAUAUUUAUUGUGGGUUUCAGUAGUAAUCAGUAGGGACUGUUUUCUGAUUUAUAUUCGUUCGAUUGCACGCCUUGCGUUUUUAUUCAACAUAUAGGCUUAUCGCUUACAAAGUUGCAAUCUUUUCAUGAUACCGGUAACUCGUUCGUAUUCCGAAUAGCUUCGAUUUUAUUGGAUUCCGCAAAACUAAUGCAGCAAAACUCGCGAUCUUAAAGAAUCACUACAGUUCCAGUUUUCAGUUAUAUAUUAUCGUUAGUAGCAUCAAAUGAUGGCGAAAGACAAAAACGAAGUUAUGCCCAAUGGCUAUUUAACCAAAGAACACCUUGCCGGAUUUGAUACUUACAAGUACAGCGCGCGGGAUACGUCGCCUUUAAGCAUCUACUUAAUGCACCCAUUUUGGAAUUGGCUUGUAGAGUACUUUCCAAAAUGGGUCGCACCCAAUUUGAUGACUUUUGCCGGGUUCUUAUUUACGGUGUUGAACUUCGUCAUGCUGUCAUGGUACGACUGGAGCUUUUGGGCAAGCACUGAUCGUCCUGGUUACAGUCCGAUCCCCGACUGGUUCUGGGUCCUAGCGGCAGUCAAUAUUUUCCUAGCAUACACACUGGAUGGAAUCGAUGGGAAACAAGCACGGCGGAUAGGUCUCUCUGGACCGCUGGGAGAGCUAUUUGAUCACGGGUUGGAUUCCUACACGGCGUUCUUCAUUCCAGCUUGCCUGUACAGCAUUUUCGGAAGAGGCGAACUAUCGGUACCCCCCAUUCGUAUGUACUACAUAAUGUGGACAAUAUUUUUCAGCUUUUAUUUGUCGCACUGGGAAAAGUACAAUACCGGAGUCUUGUACCUGCCAUGGGGAUAUGAUCUGGGAAUGUGGGGUUCCGUACUUAUGUAUCUUGCAACUUGGAUGUUUGGGUAUCGAAUGUGGAAGACUGAGCUUCCCGGAGGUAUCUCCGCCGGUCAACUGAUGGAGAUUUGUUUGCAUAUUAGUGCUUUGUCUAAUCUACCGAUGGUAUUGUACAACAUGUACCGAUCCUAUAAGGACCGUACUGGUAAACUGCGAACAGCGAAAGAGGCUCUAAGACCACUUUUUACGUACGGAACAUUCAUGUUCAUCUCACUAUUGUGGGUUUUCGUGUCACCAAAUGACAUUAUGAGCAGGGACCCACGAGCAGUAUAUAUUCUUAGUGGAACCAUUUUUAGCAACAUAAGCUGUCGACUGAUAGUAGCUCAAAUGUCUAACACAAUUAGCGAAACUUUCAAUUGGAUGACCGGGACUCUGUGUGUUGCAGUUUUGCUGAGUAUCACAGCACCCGCUAUUGAGCGACCACUUCUGUAUAUUCUAGUCAUUGGUUCUACAUUAGCUCAUUGGCAUUAUGGAACAAUCGUGGUUCAGCAAAUGUGCAAACAUUUCAAUAGAACGUGUUUUAAGGUUACUAAACCAAAAGAAAUCAAUCAAUGAGAUUCAAGUGUAAGCGAAAAAAGUUUGCAGCGUGUUCCGUAAACUCAAGUGCACCGGAAGAGUCAGCAUCACAUCACAUGUAAAUGGAGAUAAAUAGUAUUUGUUAUAGAUAGGGAGCAUAUACAAGAAAAACGACCACCUCAAUUUGUGUUAAUAAUUUAUUGUAUUUUCUUGUAUUUUUUAUUUUAACUUCUUUUCCUUUUAAUUGUUUUAUUUAUUUUCACCGCAUUAUUUAACCAUCGACCAGUGAUAGUGUCAGUUUACAGUUCUCGAAAUUUAACAGAAUACUUCGUAUGGUUCAAUUAUCUUAGCGUAUAUCCUACUAAAGAAACUAUAAUAUUCCAAAGAAUGUCAGCUUUACGGCAGUUCUCGAUAGAUAAAAUGCUUACAUCGUUGUAUUUUAAGAUAAAUUUUUGUAGCUGAACAGUAUUCAACAGAUAACAAGCUUUUGAUAGAAUUGUCAAUACUUAACAUCAUGACAAUAACAUAGGUAGCAUCAACAUAAGAGUUGAAGCACAUCUGCUUCGAUUAAUAAUAAUUACAAUAGAAAUCAAACUAAAAAUAGAUUCUUGACUCCCUCUGUCGCUUUUUUGUUAUACCAGCCUUUUCCGCAGUAUUUUUCCUAUUUCACUGUCUACUAAUCAUCUAGGCUUAACGUAAGGCGGAUAACUGUGAUGCAACAUAACCAGCUUAAGAAAAAUGUUUGUUUUAGUAGUGGAGAUUGAAUGGAAACAACCAAUACUGUACAUACAUUCAUUGUGUCAUCCAAUUAUAAACUAAUGAGAUGUGUGAACGAUUCUUCCUUAUCACUGAUAUCCUCAAAAACUGAACAGGAAUUGAUAAAGCUGUUUCGCUUUUAUGUAGAAUGUUCUGUCUGCACAGCUAGCCAGAAUUAUCGAUUACUUUUUAUGUAAUAGCAUUUUAUUAUUUUAACGACUCAACAGUUGCAGUUUAUUGUGUCAUAUUUCUCGUGAAUAAUUAAGAACUACUUGUAUGAAUCCUAAAUAUCAGCUCGAUGUAAUGAUUUCAAAAAACAAAUCACUUCAGAUAACGAUAAACAAAGACAGGAUAUUGUAUUCAUGACAGUUUGAGAAAGUCUCAAUUACUUCAAAUUAGUGUAUGUCAAUUCAUGUAUAUCUUAAAGUGAUCAAAAAAUAA
Molecule: messenger RNA, 2682 nt
Organism: Sabethes cyaneus
Lineage: Eukaryota; Metazoa; Arthropoda; Insecta; Diptera; Culicidae
Product: ethanolaminephosphotransferase 1
Exons: 6
Coding region: 337-1524 (395 amino acids)
Biological process (GO): phosphatidylethanolamine biosynthetic process
Cellular component (GO): Golgi apparatus; endoplasmic reticulum membrane
Molecular function (GO): ethanolaminephosphotransferase activity
Source: RefSeq, a predicted model, not a curated record